GCCUUCUCUCAGCGGGUGAUGAUCACAACUCCAUAAUGGAGUGGGAUGCAUCGACCUGGAAGCAAGUCGGUAAUCCCUGGAUGGGCCAUACUUGCAAGGUCAACAACAUUGUCAUUAAUCCUGCUGGCACACUCGUCGCAUCCGCCGCAUUUGCUGACAUGCAAGUCCGCCUCUGGCUGCUCUCAGAUCGACAAACCAUUGCCAUCUUCCAGCACGAAUCAUGCUUUGCGCAAUGUCUCGCGUUUUCCAUGUACGGCAAGCGCAUCAUGAUUCUCAGCAGGAGUUUGAAAUUGGGUCACAGUACGAUGAUAUCAGAGUGGGCUGUACCAAAGGACAUCGAUUUAGAGGCAUGUUUCCAUAUUAAACUCUCAGUAAUACCGCAAUUCGAGCUCGCUCCAUGCCUCAGAUCCUCAGCAUCGGCACGACCGUCCGCAGGGCAUGCACCACAGGAGACUUGUCUACUGCUGAACAGCUACUCACGCAACAAAUAAACGCCGAUCCUGAUGAUGACAUCUCAUAUGCCAACCGCUCAUUUGUUAUGGCACGUAAACACCAAUGGGACCAAGCGCUUCAGGAUGCAAUCAAGUCUCUCUGCAUUCGGCCUUCCUUGACAGGCUAUAUUUCCAAGGGGAUCGCCCUCAGCGGAAAAGGCCAUGUCCAGGAUUCCGUUGAAGCUUUCGACCUCGCAUUCACAUUUGCGAACGAAGAUUCAAGAAUUAUUCAUUUCCUUCACCUAAUUAAGGUUAUGACUGUUUUUAAUGUGGAUGAACAUGAAGAGGCACCUAUCCGCAUCCGAGAGCGAGCUGCUGCUUGUCCGAAUGAUGAUACUCUUGCAUAUAUGGUCGUCGAAGCAUAUCUGUAUGUUCGACUUGGAAACAAGGCCACGGAUGAUGCGCGUUACAACGAAGCCGCCGAUCACUUCACUGCAGCUGUCAACACCAGCGCUUCCUCAUCUAUGACCGCCAUUCACUAUAUAUACGAGGACUUGGUGGUGCUCUUCGGAUGGAACAUGAAGUCCUUGUGGAUGGCUGCAAGCCAGAAACGGUGUCAUGCACUCCUUCUGGCAGGUAGACUCCGAGAAUCCGCCGAAUCACACCGAUACGUGAUGGAUACGAGCGACGAAACUACGAAGAACAGCUGCCUUGAAUGGUCUACUGCUUUCAAGCAAGAAUGCAGGACAAUCUGUGCUACCAACGGGGACGCUGCUCUCGCUGAGAGCGAUUACGACAGGGCUAUUGACCUAUACUCGACUGUGAUCGACAUGGAUCCUACAUCCGAUGCCCUUUUUUCAAAUCGUAGUAAGGCAAAGUUGGGGAAAAUGCUAUGGAAGGAAGCACUUCUCGAUGCGCAAAAGGUCAUCGAACUCAACCCUUCGUCCUAUCUUGGAUACGAUUUGAAGCACGCAGCGCUUCAUGGUGCAAAACGCUACGACGAAGCGAUCCAGGCCUUCCAAACCAUGCUCUCUAAAUUGGGCAAUGCUCAUGACACUCAGACACUCAAGCUGCGCCAGCAGUAUAUCAGACCUUGUGAAGCAGAACGUGCUAUUCGAGAGGUCAUUGACGCUCAAAUCGACACUGCCCCGCUCCGUGUACUUAACACCGCCACUGGGCUCUUAUGCGAUCGAGGGGCGCUGAUAAGCGACUUCACGACGAGCACAGAGUACAAGGAGCUUUGGUCGUCAACAACGACUCAUGCAGACCUCUCAACGAAGCGCAUCGAAGAAGUAGUUGCGACAUACUUCAGUUACGCAAUGCUAUCACAUAGGUGGGGGGGAAAAGAGCCGCUGCUGCAGGACAUACAGCGCAAGGUCGUGUACGACUUGGAACCAGUUGACGGAAUCACGAAGUUGCAGUCAUUCUGUGGAAUUGCUCGUUCUGCGGGGUAUCGCUGGGCGUGGAGCGACACAUGCUGUAUCGACCAGAAUAACAAUGUCGAGCUCCAACGCUCGGUCAACUCCAUGUUUCUCUGGUAUCGCCACUCAUCUCUUACGGUCGUCUACCUGUCGGAUGUUACGCCUUUGUCGCAGUCCGGCGCACUUGCAAACAGUGUUUGGAACACGCGAGGAUGGACCUUUCAAGAAUUCCUCGCUUCUAAAGUCAUUCUCUUUUAUCAGAAAGACUGGAUGUUAUAUCUCGAUGACCGCUCUCAUAAUCACAAGGAAUGUGCUGCGAUCAUGCAGGAGUUGCAGGAUGCAACUGGCAUAGAUCGACAGACUCUCGUCUCCUUCCGCCCAGGGAUGAGUGGCGCCCGAGAUAGACUUCAAUGGGCAUCGACACGCAUUACUACAUUGCCGGAGGAUGUUGCGUACUCCUUGUUUGGCAUCUUCGGCGUCCACCUACCUGUAAUUUAUGGCGAGAAGAAGGAAAAUGCACUUGGGCGUCUCCUACAGGAGAUUGUUGGUCGGUCGGGGGACAUUACUGUCUUGGACUGGGUCGGACAAUCAUCCGAGUUUAAUAGUUGUCUUCCGGCCGACAUUACCUCAUACGCAGCUUCGCCACGUACUAUGCCAUCUUUGUCGGAAGAUGAGAUUCAGACUGCGGUCUCCUCGCUGCGAAAUGCCAUGCCUAUGGAUGCGGCUUCGAAAUUUUAUGACCGGCUUGAACAGCUAAGCCCUCCUCGCUUCACAAACUGCAGACUCCAUCUCCCUUGUAUCACAUUUCACGUCACAGAAGUCAGACGGAGGCGUGGUCCAGCCCAGGGAACUCCUUUCACAUAUGGAGUCAAGGCAAACGGGCUUCGCGACCUGCUGAUCACCACGGAAGAGACACUAGUUCAGUUCUCGCGGGCAAAGCCUACUCGACAGACCUUCCUGCUUGUCCGCCCAUGGAAUCAUUGUCUUCUUGAACUGCCCGACUUCUCAGAGACGGUACCUGCUAUUGGAGAUGAUGCGGAGAGCAUAGGAGAUUGGUCUGAGCCCGAGUCUCCGUUGGACGACUCUGACGAGUCGCCCGACGGUUCGCCUGGAGAAGAGGAGCUGGGUGAUUCGGAUUCUUACUCACGGGCGUUGUGAUUGAUCGUUCGCCUUGGACAGCCUUUCGGCGCAUUUUUGCUAGCACAGCAGCGUGGAAGAGAAUACAAGAGAAUCGCGUCAGAUCAAGAUAUCAUUGCACAAGCCAAAGACGUGGCUUCUGUUCACAGCAUGAUGGAUGUCAGGACCCUAGAGGUUUUGUAGUCGUAUGUUUUUC
This is a messenger RNA of Suillus paluster, 3185 nucleotides long. RefSeq lists its product as uncharacterized. The record is from RefSeq and is a predicted model, not a curated record. NCBI's taxonomy places the organism in Eukaryota, Fungi, Basidiomycota, Agaricomycetes, Boletales, Suillaceae. Bases 398 to 3010 code for a protein of 870 amino acids. The transcript has 8 exons. Gene Ontology annotation, molecular function: protein binding.